AGAGAGAGAGAAGCGCGGGGAUUGAUGCUGAGCGCUGAGGGAUGCUGAGAACGGAGAGACGGACACUAAAGACUGAGGGAUGGAUGCUGGACACUGCGAGCCCUGGUCAGCUUCAGUGAACUUCUGAGCAGCUUGAUCGGCAGCUCCACAGGCUUUUCAGACCUGCUUGACCAGCUGGACCGGAGGAGAGAGAGGAGAGAGAGGAGAGAGAGGAGAGAGAGAGAGAGGAUGCCGGUACUAGAGAGAGAACCAGCCAAAGAUUGCAGAGGCAGCAAUGUCCUGCCCAAAGUGCCUGUACCGGACCUGAAGCAGACACUGGACACGUACCUGAGAUGUGUUAAGCUCCUGGUCCCUGAGGCCCAGUUCCAGAAGACCAAGACCAUUGUGGAUAAAUUUGCCAAACCAGGUGGAGUAGGAGAGAUACUCCAGAAGAAGUUGUUGGAGAGGAGAGAGAAGACAGAAAACUGGGUUUAUGAUUACUGGUUGGAGGAUAUGUACCUGAACAACAGACUGGCUCUUCCUGUGAACUCCAGCCCUGUCCUGGUGUUCCCCAAACAGAGCUUUAGGAGCCGAGAGGACUCGCUCAGAUUUGCAGCCCAUCUCAUUUUGGGUGUGAUGGAGUACAAAGCUCUGCUGGAUGCGAGGUCCCUGCCACCGGACUACGCCCGUGGGCAGCAGGGUGGGACCGAGCUGUGCAUGGAGCAAUACUACCGUCUCUUCACAUCGUACAGGCGUCCAGGACUCAAGCAGGACUCACUGAUCACCCAGAGUAGCGCAGGAGCCAACAAAACACAAGACCCUGGUCAUAUUAUAGUGGCCUGCAAGAACCAGUUCUUCGCGUUGAAUCUGAUGGAAAAGUCCCGGAGGCUGAACGAGAGUGAUGUGCUGAGCCAGCUGCUCAAGAUCAGUAAAAUGGCGGAAAACGCAGAGGAGAGGCUCCCCCCCAUCGGCCUCCUGACCUCCGAUGGACGGACUGAGUGGGCUCAGGCUAGAGACGCCCUGCUCAAAGAUCCAGUCAACCGAGAGUCACUGGGGGUGAUUGAGCAAUGUGUGUGUGUGGUCUGUCUGGACGAGCCCACUGGAGUUCAGCCCACGGACUCCAACAGAGCCUUACUCAUGCUGCACGGCGGUGGCCACGACCAGAAUGGAGCCAACCGCUGGUACGAUAAGUCUAUGCAGUUUGUGGUUGGUGCAGACGGCGUGUGCGGCGUAGUGUGUGAACACUCACCAUUUGAGGGGAUCGUUCUCGUCCAGUGCACCGAAUACCUGCUGAAGUACAUGACUGGCAGUCCCAGUAAGCUGAGCAGGGGCUCCAGUGUGACUGAGCUUCCAGCUCCACGCAGGCUGCCCUGGAAGUGCUCUCCUCAGGUCCAGGGCAUGCUGGCCUCCUCUGCGGAAAACCUUCACAGGCUUGUGAAAAACCUGGACAUGGAGGUGUUCACUUUCAGAGCUUAUGGGAAAGAGUUCAUCAAGAAGCAGAAGAUGAGUCCUGAUGCUUAUGCUCAGGUUGCGCUGCAGCUGGCUUUCUAUAGAUGCAAUGGAAGAAUGGUGUCUACCUACGAGAGUGCCGCCACCCGCCGGUUCCGCGAGGGCCGCGUGGACAACAUCCGCUCAGCAACCCCAGAGGCUCUGGACUUCGUGAAGGCCAUGACAGACGAGAGAGCCUCCACACAGGAUUCAGAAAAGAUGGAGAGGCUGAAGAAAGCUAUAGACGCGCAGACUGAUUACACAAAGAUGGCUAUUACAGGCAUGGGAAUAGACAAUCAUUUGCUUGGUCUUCGGGAGAUUGCUAAGGAGCUGAAGAUGGACACCCCAGACGUUUUCACGGAUGAGACAUACCAACUCGGCCACCAGUUCAUCCUCUCCACUAGUCAGGUCCCCACUACAGUAGACAUGUUCUGCUGUUACGGUCCAGUGGUUCCUAAUGGUUACGGGGCGUGUUAUAACCCUCAGGCCGAGCACAUCCUGUUCUGCGUGUCGAGUUUUCGGGAGUGUACGGCUACCUCUUCGCUGGUGCUGGUCAAGGCCCUGGAACAGGCGCUUAUGGAUAUGAAGGAUCUGUGCAAUAAAUGCCACACUGGCAGUCGGGAAAAGGGAGCAGCCAAACCAGCCACACCCAGAAAGUGAGUUGUAAUCACAGGAGAGGUCUCACAGGCUGUGUCCCAAUAGUUUAUGCGAUGUCUUUAAGCUCCGUUGAUGUUACAAGCCUUACUGCUGUUUUCAGAUCUGAUCUUUAUGCCCUAAUGGUUCAGUUACAUCGUAUACAGUGCUGUGCAAAAGCCAAAAGCAGCAGAUAAAGAACCAUUUUAUUGAGCAGUCAAAAAUAAUUUGUUCAAAAAACCGUUUAAGUUAGAAUAAAUCGCUGCUGUUGGAAGAAAACCUUGUGCUCCAUUUCUGACGUUUUUCACGUUUUGACGUAAUUUGAAAAUACUGGUAGUCCUUAAUAUUUUAUGUGAAUUUCAUGGUGAAUGGGCGAAAAGAAACAGUCCAAAAUGACUUGGUAAAACGUCCUGGUUCCAUUGACUUACAUUCAAAGUAAAGUAGGUUUUUUCCUUCUCCUGUAAAAUUUCCGUUUUUAAGAUACCAGGUUUUCUUCUGACAAUACAGUCAAAUACAAAUAAACAAACAGCCAAUCCCUUGUGGCUGUUCUGUGUGUGAGCGCUCGUUUAACCUUUUUCCAAAUCUCUCCUUGAGGACGUCCAGUGUUUACAGUUACCAAUCUGUACCUACUUGAGUUACUGAUGUUUAUUUGUAUUUAUUCUAAAGUCGAGUCAAAAAUGAACUUAUUGCCAAGAUGAAUAGUUUUGAACAACUGUAUUAGGUGUUGCACAGAGAUGUAUGUCAGGCAACUGUAUCAGAUUGUGGACACUUAAAAUCAUAUGCAAAAGUUUGGGCACCCCUGCUCGAAUUAUGUUUUGUUGAAGUUCUAAGUGUGAAUAAGUGAGCACACCCUCUACAGAGAACACACCUCUGCACAUUUUAAUACACAGUUACUGUUUAUUUAUUGAGUCAAACAUACAGGGAAAAAACGCAGCCCAUGCAAAAGUUAUGGCACCUUUAUUGCCAUUAUACAAGUGCACUGAGACUCUGAGGUUCAGUGUGCACUUCACUACAGGCCACGUAAGUCAAAAUAAAAUAAAAUGCUUUAUUUUAAGUUUCAUUUUUUUCCGUUAUGUUAAACUCAGCAAAUUAGAGCCCUGCUGGUGACAUCCUGUAUAAAUAAAAAUAAUGUGUGUACGCGGCUUAG
This is a messenger RNA of Pygocentrus nattereri (red-bellied piranha), 3247 nucleotides long. Its product is annotated as choline O-acetyltransferase-like. NCBI's taxonomy places the organism in Eukaryota, Metazoa, Chordata, Actinopteri, Characiformes, Serrasalmidae. The record is from RefSeq and is a predicted model, not a curated record. The transcript is spliced from 15 exons. Gene Ontology annotation, biological process: neuromuscular synaptic transmission; acetylcholine biosynthetic process. Gene Ontology annotation, cellular component: neuron projection; cytoplasm. The coding region runs from base 229 to 2127 and encodes 632 amino acids. Gene Ontology annotation, molecular function: choline O-acetyltransferase activity.